This is a messenger RNA of Vigna angularis (adzuki bean), 1137 nucleotides long. Its product is annotated as transcription repressor OFP8. The record is from RefSeq and is a predicted model, not a curated record. Bases 53 to 937 code for a protein of 294 amino acids. Lineage: Eukaryota; Viridiplantae; Streptophyta; Magnoliopsida; Fabales; Fabaceae. The transcript has a single exon. Gene Ontology annotation, biological process: negative regulation of DNA-templated transcription.
UCUCUACUUUCUCCUUCAAACUUCUCUCUCUCAUCUAACACUGUCUUUGGCCAUGGAAAACCAAACCGGUCUCAAGCUCAGAAUCUCUCGCAUGUUCAGAUCCUCCUUCGGUUCCUGUCGAACAAGACACAUAGCCGAUGUGAUGGAAAAAGCAGUUUUUGCACCACCCACUUCCAUUGACCCACCCUCUCCCAAAACCACACCCUUUGCUCCCACUUGUAGGUCCAAAACAAUCAAUGACACUUGCAUACUCUCCUUUGACGAUUCUCAUUCUCUCUCUAGACGCAAAAUCUCACAUUUUUCAUCACCUUUUCUCUGGGCCAACACCACCACUGCCACCACCAACAACCUCAAGCUUAACCUCGGUGUCAUGUCGUGUCCCCCCACUUCUCCCAAAGUUUCCCUAAACACAAUCCAAGACCACGAAUUCAUUUUCCACGACAAGAAGAAGACUUCUUCUUCAACAAAAAACGUUAAGACCAAGAAAAAGAAGAAGAAGAAGAGACGUUCCCAGAAGAGAAGGGACUUUUUCCCUUUCAAUUCAUGCUCCAAAGACACCAACUUUGGUGGCUACUGGUGGUACAGCAGCAACGAAGACGAUGAAACUGACACCCUUUUCUCCUCCAAGAGCCUCUCCUCCGACUCCUCCAGGUCCCGGCGCCGUGGCCGGAAAAGUGACCGGAGCUCCGACAUGGGUGUUCUGCCGCUGCACGGGAAGGUGAAGGACACGUUCGCGGUGGUGAAGCGCUCGAGCGAUCCUUACAGUGAUUUCAGGACCUCGAUGCUGGAGAUGAUCGUGGAGAAGCAGAUAUUUUCGCCAGCGGAUUUGGAGAAUCUCUUGCAGUGUUUUCUGUCUCUGAAUUCGUAUCAUCAUCAUAAGAUCAUUGUCCAAGUCUUCACGGAGAUUUGGGAGGCUUUGUUCUCUGACUGGUUUUGAUAUCAGUAAAACAAUAAAUAAGAGGGAGAAAGAAAAUAACCUCUAUCUUGUCUUCUUUCUCUCUGUUAUUUGUGUUAGUUAGUUUCCAAGGAAAUUUAAUUAGUUCAGUCCUUCUAACUCGCUUUGCAUGUAUGAUAUGAAAUGAUAUUCCAUCUUCUGCCUGCCACUCAGUUUAAUUACUGAACCCUUUUCGUAUGACA